This is a messenger RNA of Phytophthora nicotianae INRA-310, 1740 nucleotides long. RefSeq lists its product as hypothetical. The record is from RefSeq and is a predicted model, not a curated record. Bases 1 to 1740 code for a protein of 579 amino acids. The transcript has 2 exons. Lineage: Eukaryota; Oomycota; Peronosporomycetes; Peronosporales; Peronosporaceae.
AUGCAGCUUCAUUGCCUGUUAGCGGUGGUCACGGUCGGCAUCCUUGGACAUACCUCAGCAGCGUUGAACGGAACUUUGCCGAAUCACCCUCUCAACGGAUGGUACCCUUGCCAUGAUUUCACGUUCUCGGACACUGCGGGCUCUACUGGCCAAGAAUUUUCUGAGUGUGCAGUUUAUACCGCUCCAUUGUGCUACCCUGGCAUCUGUGAGCCAUCCGAGUUUGCGAAGCCUACUGUUGACAUUUUCGUGAAGCGCCUUCCAGCCACGGUCGGUGAUGCCAAGACGGCCCACAAUGUUUGGCUUCUUGAAGGUGGUCCGGGCUACGCCUCCAAUAAGCUGGAGACACGCCUGGUAGAGCUCCACACUCUACUUGAGGGAGCAGUCAAUGUGUAUACCAUGGAUCACCGCGGCACUGGACGCAGCACGCUGCUUGAAUGUGUUGCUGCUCAAAUCACGACGACUGGUUCUACGUUGGGCAUUAAAAUUCAUCCGUCCGAAGUUCCGUCUUGUGCGAGGGAGUUGCAGAUGAAGUAUGGAGAUCUCGCGUCGUUUUCCACGACAAGCGCUGCCAUGGAUAUAUCGUCGUUUAUCUCCAAGUUUUCGAAUGGUGCGAGCUCUAUCGUCUAUGGAAAGAGCUACGGGACUGUGGUGGUAGAACGUCUGAUGCUCCUGAAUACGCCAACUGUUGCUGGAUACGUUCUAGACGGCGUUGUGACCACUUCAGCUGCGUCGCCUAAAUACAUCUCGAACUGGGAUGAUGAUGUCGGAGAAGUGGCCGAACAUUUCAUGGAGUUGUGUGAGCAAGAUAGCACCUGCGGCUCGCAUUUCCAGUCAGCAAAUCUGUCCGUCACGCUUCAAGAUCUGAUAACGAGGAUUGACAACGACCCCAACUCAACUUGCGCUGCUCUACUAAGCAACUGGACUGAUUCGACUUUCACUUCGCCGUCAUCUGUGCUACGAAAGACUCUCAGUGAGAUUUUGAAGAGCACAAAAACGCGAACGCUCAUUCCGCCAGUUGUGUAUCGAUUGAAUCGCUGUGACUCGAAUGAUGUGGAAAUCCUGAACCAAUUCUUCACGACAAUGAACUCUUCCCCGUCCUCUGAAGAAACGCCUUUCCGGUCGGAAUUGCUGUUCAGACUAAUAAUCUUCUCCGAGUUGUGGCAGAGGCCAUCUCCUUCCACCAAUGAGAUGGAAACGCGCUUUACCAAUGCGAGUAUUGCGGAUGGAAUCUAUGAGAUGCUUCCGCUGUAUUGUGCUUUCUCAAAAGAAAAGUCUGCAACGUGCGAUGAGUUAAGGCUCGGCAACUACGAAGGUGAAGGAAUCAUUUACCAGCGUGACCAGUACUGGGGCAAGCGUGUUAAAAUACCCACCCAGGCCAGUGUGCUGCUGAUGAGUGGCAAGCUGGACCCACAGACGGCUCACAAAUAUGCCGAGUAUCUGUUGGAUGCUCUUGAUGGCUCAAACAAGGAGCUUAUCACGUUUGACUACGCUCCGCACAUCGCGGUGUCAUCCAAUACCCUUUACAACGAUGCCACUGGAAUCACGCGGUCCUGCGGUAUGGACCUACUGGCCUCGUAUGUCAGCAAUAACGGGGAUCUGCAACAUCUGGACCGCUCGUGUAUGAGUGAAAUGACCGCGUUUAACCUUACGGUCCCCAUUGAAUAUGUGCAAGACUACUUUGGUACCAACGAAGCAUAUGACGGUGUCUACGAUGCUAGCUUCAGUCUAGCUGAAGAAUAA